Messenger RNA from Ctenocephalides felis (cat flea), 618 nucleotides. RefSeq names its product CLIP domain-containing serine protease 2-like. The transcript is spliced from 5 exons. Gene Ontology annotation, biological process: proteolysis. Lineage: Eukaryota; Metazoa; Arthropoda; Insecta; Siphonaptera; Pulicidae. Gene Ontology annotation, molecular function: serine-type endopeptidase activity. Bases 1 to 618 code for a protein of 205 amino acids. The record is from RefSeq and is a predicted model, not a curated record.
AUGACCAAUCGAGCGCGAGUCAGACUCGGCGAACAUAAUGAUCAAUCGGGUAUAGAUUGCGAGGACGAUGUUUGCGCAGAACCUGUCCAAGAUUUCGAUCCUGUGAAAAUAAUUCCACAUCCAGAAUACAAAGACGAACUAUUUAAACAUGAUAUAGCUCUGAUAAAAUUGGAUAGAAAAUAUAAUAAAAAUGGUUGGGUGUAUCCAAUUUGUACAAUUAGUGGAGACUUGAUUUUCAAGGACUAUGUGGGGACUUAUGCAGAAGUUGCUGGAUGGGGCUUUACAGAUCGAGACUCAGAAGUACUUGCACAUGUAUUGCAAACAAUUCAGUUGCCAAUUGUUGAAAAUGAGCAAUGUAACAAGGCAUAUAAAAAAACAACAACCAUAGGAAUUUCUCAAAUGUGCGUUGGUGGAGUUGUUGGGAUGGAUUCUUGUGGAGGUGAUUCUGGAGGUCCAUUGCAAAAGGUAGAUUUCAUAGGAGAUCAACCACCUAGAUAUUACCUCAUAGGAAUUGUUUCUUUUGGGCCAAAAUAUUGUGGUACUGAAAAACCAGCAGUUUAUACAAGAGUCGCAAAUUUUUUGCCCUGGAUUUUGGACAAUAUAGAUCCACACUUUUAA